This is a messenger RNA of Lytechinus variegatus (green sea urchin), 3470 nucleotides long. RefSeq names its product scavenger receptor cysteine-rich domain-containing group B protein-like. NCBI's taxonomy places the organism in Eukaryota, Metazoa, Echinodermata, Echinoidea, Temnopleuroida, Toxopneustidae. The record is from RefSeq and is a predicted model, not a curated record. The coding region runs from base 360 to 2696 and encodes 778 amino acids. Gene Ontology annotation, cellular component: membrane. The transcript is spliced from 7 exons.
UUUUCUGAGACACAUCGUGCAAAAUUUACUGUAACGUGAAAAGUUAUGUCAUCGAAGGAUUUCCAUAGUUAAGCUCGAUCGGAUCAAUCAUAUCGCUUUAUGAGACUGGGCCCUGAAAUGCACUUCGUUACUUUACAUUUUGAUAAUUCGUAUAAGGUCGGACGCAUUUUACGAACUGUUUCAUAAAAUCCCCUCUGAGUUGUAGCGGGAAUAAACGCAUCCUCAACAAAUGAGGAAAUAAAACUGGACAGGUGUUUACACGCAUUUGGUAACUCCGAUGAGAGAAGUCAACGGCGAUUUGCUUCGUUUCAUAAAAAGAAGAAAUAAAGUCUUUAUUGUCAGUCGGUAUGAUUCAUUAGAUGUAUUUAAAGAUUGUGGUGAUGGAGACCGCGUUAUUCAUCACAUUGCUACUUUGGGGGCUCAGUGAAAUUGCAUGGCGCGUCUCUGGAAUAGAAGUUCGUCUUAUUGGAGGAGGAGACGAAAGACGAGGGCGGGUAGAAGUCCUUCAUGAUGGGCUCUGGGGUAGUAUCUGUGACGAUGGCUGGGAUAUCCAAGAUGCCAUGGUAGUCUGUCGAAAACUUGGCUACGGGAACGCAUCGGAGGCAACUGGGUACGCAGCAUAUCGCCCUGGAUCUGGUCCCAUCUUCCUGGAUAAUGUAGACUGCACUGGACAAGAAAUGGAUCUAGAUGAUUGCAGUCAUAAUGGAUUUGAAGUUCACGAUUGUCAGCAUAGCGAGGACGCUGGCGUAGAAUGCAUACCAAAAGAUCUGCAAGUACGGCUACUUGGCGGGGAAUCAGCCUUAGAGGGUCGCGUAGAGGUCUUCUACAACGGUUCCUGGGGAACAGUUUGCGAUGAUAACUGGAGCUUGAAUGACGCCAGAGUUGUAUGCCGAAUGUUGGGCUUUCAAACAGCCGUUAGGAUCACCACCAACGCCGAGUUUGGAGAAGGUUCUGGAAGUAUUCUUUUGGAUGAUGUUAGAUGCGUCGGGAAUGAACGUAAUCUUGCGGAAUGCCAUCACAGUGGGUAUGGGAUUCAUAAUUGUGGACACUCAGACGACGCAGGAGUGGUCUGCAGUGUUAAUGAAGUUCUACAAGUUCGUCUUGUUGGUGGGCAAUCAGCCUUCGAAGGUCGCGUAGAGGUUUUCUAUGACGGUUCUUGGGGAACAGUUUGCGAUGAUAACUGGAGCUCGAGUGACGCCAGAGUUGUAUGCGGAAUGUUGGGCUUCCCAAUGGCCACUCGGGCAGCCUACGGCGCUGAGUUCGGAGAAGGUUCUGGUAGUAUUCUCUUGGAUGAUGUCGGAUGCGUCGGGGAUGAAAGCAACCUUGCAGACUGCUCUCACAGUGGAUAUGGGAUUCAUAAUUGCGGACACUCAGAAGAUGCAGGAGUAGUCUGCGGUAUUGAUGUUAAUGAUGAACUGGAAGUCCGUCUUACUGACGGAGAAACAGCUUCAGAGGGUCGUGUAGAAGUGUUCUAUGACGGUUCCUGGGGCACAGUUUGCGAUGAUGGCUGGAACUUGAGAGACGCAAGAGUUGUAUGCCGAAUGUUGGGCUUUCAAACAGCAGUUCGGGCAGCAAGCAGUGCUGAGUUUGGAAGAGGUUCUGGAAGUAUCAUUUUGGAUGAUGUUGGAUGCAUCGGGAAUGAAGGCAACCUUGGGGAAUGUUCUCACAGGGGAUAUGGGAUUCAUAAUUGUGGGCACUCAGAAGACGCCGGGGCCGUCUGUGGCAAAGAUGUUUUCCUAUUAUCAUUCGCAUUAUCUUCACCCGAACUAGCCGAUGGGCAAAUUGAAAUUCGCCUUGCAGGUGGAAGAGAGCAAAAUGAAGGCCGCGUAGAAAUGCUAUAUAACUCAUCGUGGGGUACACUUUGUGGGCUAGGAUGGGACUUAAAGGAGGCCGACGUUGCAUGUCGACUGUUAGGCUUCCCAGGUGCUUCAGACGUUCUCCAUAACGCUGCAUUCGGCGAAGGGACUGGGAAGGUACUUCUGGAAGACAUCUCGUGUCUUGGAUCGGAGGACACCUUGAUGAACUGUACCUUCAUGUCCAUAGAGGCCGUCGACUGCUCCCACAAUCUGGAUGUUGGAGUCAUGUGCAAAGAUGAAGGUUCGCUGAUGUCACAGAAAUCCUCUAGCCAAAUGGCGAUGAUGUCCUCGAGCGAAAUGUCGUCAACCAGAAAUCCAGGAAAUUACCCGGAACACCAAGAUCGAACAUCGGACUUGACAUCACAUGUUGAAAAGAGUCGUAAUCCCCCUUUGGCCCUCAUGUUGGUUGGGGCGAUCCUGGCAGUGAUUUGCGCUAUUUUGAUUGUUGCAGUUCUCUUCGGGUACUAUCGCAUCAGAAGAUUGAGGGAAAUGAUAAAGGUCCAAGGUAAACAUCCUUGUUCAAAUGUGACUGGAUUCCCGAAAGAAGAUUCAACAUAUGAAACACUCGACUUGCCCAAGACUUCAUCAGGAACUGAUGAAAAGGGAUACCCCGGAAAACACCUCUAUACCGGCUUAAAGGUGUCUGGAAUUAGCCCUACAGACCAGGUCUACACAGAAAUGGCAAUUUCGAAAGAUUGCGAUGACGAAAGUCUUGAUUGCAGUUAUAAAUCUUCAAAACCCUCUAAUGGCAUCAGGCCAAAGGCUGGCAAGCUUGGUACUCGAGAGAGGGACAUUCCAUUGCCCUCGGAACCGUUGGACCCCAUAUAUGCCAAUUGCUGAUUACAUUCUUAGUAUAUUCUGGCUUUAUACAUUUAGGGGGAAGCGCGAUAGCUCAGUCGGUAGAGCGGGGAUUCGGAUUCCGGUGACCCGGGUUCGAUUCACAAGUGGUGCGCUAGUGCCCUUUGGUAAGGCAUUUAUCCUCAUUACCAGGUCCCUCGGAGAGGACCUUAAACCAUUGGUCCCCUGGUUGCUUGCUCAGAGGCAUUUGUGCUUUCUUAGCCGUCAGGUAAAAAACAUCGGUAUAACAUAACAUAACAGGGGGCAUAUGCAUCCGCAAAUGGAAAAAGGGUGACAUAAUAUAUAUAUUUUUUUUAGUAAGUGAAAUUCUUUCAGAGAAUAUAAGAAAAUUCAAAUGCUUUUCAAUAUUUGCCAUUGAUGUGUAUACAAUUUCAAGUUUAUUCCACUUCAAAAAUCCACCUGUAAAUGCCGUACUGAUAACUUUAUGUAGGAAAUUUAAUAUACACACUUGAAAUUUGGGGCAAAAUACCGUGUACUGUGUUUGGCAAUGUAUGGAAGGUGUGUUGCCGAGUGAUGGUUAAAACAUUUGCGUUUUUUGCCCUGCCUUUUUAAAAGUUUACGUAGUUUGAGUGUAUUAUUAUGCAUAUAAUUUCGAUCAUUAGAUUAAGUUAUAUGAUUAUUGUAUCUAGGAGUUUAUGAUGCUCAUGAUAUUCCACUCAGACGAAAUGUGAUUUGAUUAGAUAUUGUACCAAAAUUAUGCACUCGCACCAACUGACUACAGACUGACCGAUGGUAUGGAUGGUAUGCCAACGAUAA